Meira miltonrushii is the source of this 276-nucleotide messenger RNA. Its product is annotated as LexA/Signal peptidase. Gene Ontology annotation, cellular component: membrane; mitochondrial inner membrane peptidase complex. Gene Ontology annotation, molecular function: serine-type endopeptidase activity. The record is from RefSeq and is a predicted model, not a curated record. The transcript has 2 exons. The annotation marks the transcript as partial. Lineage: Eukaryota; Fungi; Basidiomycota; Exobasidiomycetes; Exobasidiales; Brachybasidiaceae.
AUCGCUGUGGGGGAUUUGGUGGCCAUUUGUUCAAUGCGUGACGCCUCAUAUGAUGUGUGUAAACGGGUCAUUGGCCUGGCAGGCGAUACAAUUUUGAUCGAUCCUAGAUCGGAAAAUGCCGCGAAAAGUGACUCAAGCGAAAAUGAACCAAGAUACAUCGUUGUACCUCCAGGUCACAUUUGGCUAACCGGUGACAAUAUGGCAAAUAGCACCGACAGCAGGGAUUAUGGACCCGUUCCCCUUGGGAUGAUUCGUGGGCGGGUGAUUGCCAGAGUG